CCCCUUCAAAGAUCUGCAUCUCUCCUCCUUCAAUCCUCAGUUCAUCAUUUUCUUCAUGUGAUUUCAGAGGAAACGCCACUUGAAGUUGGAUCUGGAUUGAUUCAAAAGCCGUAGCCGACCGGAAACCGACUUUCGGAAGUUCCUUUUUUGAUUUCAGGAAGCGGAGAUGGCAAGUCGACUGAAGGAAGAAGAGAAAAAUGAGCGGAUAAUCCGGGGUCUUCUCAAGCUUCCCGAGAAUCGAAGGUGUAUUAACUGUGCUAGUCUGGGACCACAGUAUGUUUGCACAAAUUUCCGGACGUUUGUGUGCACUACCUGUAGUGGAAUACACCGAGAGUUCACCCACAGAAUAAAAUCAGUAUCAAUGGCUAAAUUUACUUCACAAGAAGUGAGUGCUCUUCAAGAAGGAGGGAAUCAGCGUGCGAAAGAAAUCUAUCUUAAGGAAUGGGAUACCCAACGUAAUUCUUUUCCUGACAUCAGCAAUGUUGGGAGGCUACGGGACUUUAUUAAGCAUGUAUAUGUGGAUAGAAGAUACACUGGUGAAAGGAACCAUGACAAGCCUUCAAGGGCAAAGAUGGGUGAUAGGGAAGACUUUAAUGAAAAUGUGAAGACAGAUGGAUAUCAGAGCGGCCCAAGAAGCCCACCAUAUGAAGAUACAUAUGAACGCCGUUAUGGUGAAAGGUCUAGUCCUGGAGCAAGAAGUGAUGAAAGAAAUUCUAGAUAUGGUUAUGAUGAAAGAAGAAGCCCUGGAUAUGAUCAUGAAAGUCGACAGUAUGGUGAUUACAGAAGUCCUGCUCGUCCUGAGGUUGUCAAUGACUGGCGCCGUGAGGAUAGAUUUAGUAAUGGGAGGAAACUUGAAGACCGCAGAAAAUCAGACGGAGAUCCCAAGUUGGAAGGGAGAUCACCAGAGCGACCAAAAGAUCAUGAGUCAUCUAGUCCCCCAGUUGUUCGGCCUAUUAGAGAAAUUUUAGGGGAGAAUGUAUUGCCUCUUUGCAUACAAGAGCCUCCAAAAGCAGAUGAUGGCAGGACUGCUGAUGGCUCCCCACAGGCACAAAGAACUGCAUCAUCCAGUAGCUUGGUAACUGCCACGACCAAUGGUAAUGCAGAAGUCAAGUUGGAGACUACUGUAAGCUUAAUAGAUUUUGAUGCUGAUCCUGAACCUACUCUAGCUGCAACAGUUACAACACAGCAGACAACCAUGACUCAAUCUGUUGUGCAGCCAACGAGUUCUGCCAAUGACAAUAAUUGGGCCUCUUUUGAUAAUGCUCCUGCAGCUCAAAUGUCUCAGGCCCCAUCAAAUACGAAUACACUAGACUCUGUUCUCUCUCAAUUAUCAGCUCCAGCGUCUCUGCCAAAUCAUACACCAGGAGCAUCAAGUAGUUUUGGUGUUCCAGUAGCUACAUCUCUGGCCAACACCUUAUCACCUCUUGGUGAUGAUUUAAUCAAUGCUUCUAUUACACACCCACCAACAAUACCCUUAGGUGCAGGUGCUCCUACUGCUGCACCUCUUAUGGGCUUGUCAACAUUUCCUCCGAAGGUUGCUGUGGCUGCAACCCCUGGAAUGAUGCCUGUGAGCAGUGGGAGUUCCAGCUUCAACAUUAAUAAUGCUGGUCAAUGGCCCAGCAUGCAGCAUCAGCAACCUUCUUUGGUCUCUGCAGCCCCUAGCCCAUCUCCUCAACAAUUUAUGCAGCCAGUUCAUGGAGCUCCAGUAACUCAGCCAUGGAAUUUUUCCUUAUCCCAGAAAACACAAGGACCAUUGAGCACACCAGCCGCACAAGCAUCUCAAGCUGUCUCAAAAACUAGCCAGGGAGCCACUUCCAAUGGUGCAUUACAACCUUCUCUUGUGGAAACAAAGUCAACUGGAAGAAAAGAACUGCCAGAGGAUCUAUUUACUGCAACCUAUCCAACCUUUCUGGCUCCAGUUCCAGGAUGGCACCCUGGUUUACCUCUGGGCAUGGGGUUUCCCAUGCAAUAUAAUAUUGCAGCACCAAUGCCAACUUUUCAACAGUCAUCAAGAUCAAUAAAUCCAUUUGAUAUCCACAAUGAAGCACCAGCAGUGCAGACUCAAACAUUUCCUUCAAUGGGUUCAUUGCAAGGUGCAUUACCAAAUAUGCCCUCUACAUCUGUUCUACUGCACACCUCUAGCCUUGGUACUCCAUCACCAACAUGGAUGCCCCCACCCCAGUCAUUACCCUCUUCAUUAGCAGAACCAUCCCAGGCCCAACCCUAUGGGUCAGCACUGCCACCAAGGACAUAUACAGGACCUCAGGUACCAAGUAGCAUGAAAACUCCCAGCCAUCAAGUAAGUGGCAUUGGCAGUGAGACUGGUUUUGGCUUUGUAAAUAUGGAUCAGCAGUUUGCCGGGAGGUUCUCAGCACCUGCUACCCCACAGCCAUUCUCUUCUGUUAACCCAUUUGGAUGAACUUAAAAUGGAGGCUUGCUCACAAUUUCAGGUUAGGCAUCCUCUUGUUGCUAACUGGGAAAUUGCUGGGCAGUAAGUUUUGUUUUUGUGAGAAGAUCCUAGGCUUCCAACAGAUCCAUUAAUCCCUCACUUUGGCUGUAAGGACCUUAGAUUCAAAAUUGGCUAUAGAAAAUUAGUUUAAUUCUAUAAGAGAGGUGAAUAUGAGUUCAAGAAAAGAUAAAAUUAGGACGGUACAGACGUCCGUGAGGAUCAUAGGUUAUUUUUUGUGUAGUUAUGAUGUUUAUUAGCACUCGUGACUUCCAUUGAGUGAUCUGCUUGUUGCCUCGUGUCCUAGAUGUUGUAUCAUACUUCUUUCAUUUUCAUGUUUUGUAUAAUUAAUAUUUCAAUCUCUCCAUCGUUGUGGGAAGCGCUUUUCUUAUACGAAAC
Molecule: messenger RNA, 2845 nt
Organism: Rubroshorea leprosula
Lineage: Eukaryota; Viridiplantae; Streptophyta; Magnoliopsida; Malvales; Dipterocarpaceae
Source: the annotation of a GenBank genome assembly